Messenger RNA from Danio rerio (zebrafish), 3352 nucleotides. The record is from RefSeq and is a predicted model, not a curated record. Lineage: Eukaryota; Metazoa; Chordata; Actinopteri; Cypriniformes; Danionidae.
CAAUAUAGAAAUGCACUCAAGUUGUCAUAAAUGUGCAUCCAGGAUGACUCUGCUCAGCUUUCAGUAAACACCCUCAGCAAAUUACCUGUAAGCAGAUUUGAAUGUUGAGAAUUGGAAAAUAUCCACCAAACAUGGAACUUUGACAGUUCUGAGAGUGUGGCAUUCAAGAGUGGUGAAGACUUCCUGCAGUAAUGAGGGGACAAACUGCUGGGGUGAUUAACACCUAUAUGUGCGUCUCUAUGGGUUUGGAGGAAGUGUCAGGGAAGCCUUGGCCUCUAAAGAAAGACGGACCCCGUUUCCCCCUCAAUUCCUCUCAAUGUUGUUUCUACACACCUUUGUGGGCUGGCUGGAGACAAAAGACAGAUCAAAGAGGAGACUGAUGUUUUGACAGAAGUGCACAUACACACCUCUGGCCCCCUUUGAAGUGAUGGAAGAAGGUAGAAGCCUAGUCAGUUUGUAGCUUCAGUCUGGUGGACAUGUAUCUCCCAGAGGAACGGCCUGUGCUGGACUUACCCUACCAGAUGAAUCAUUUGGCUAAUAACUAUGGAUACUAUCCACAAGAUUGCCGGACUCAGUACAGCAGGAUGAACAGUGCUGAAGCUGAGCUGACUUCACUGCCUGUUCAUGUGUCACUGCAAGAUCGAGAGCUGUGGGACAAAUUCAGUAGUAUCGGCACAGAGAUGCUCAUAACUAAAUCUGGCAGACGGAUGUUUCCCAGCUGCAAAGUAACAGUGACAGGACUAAAUCCAAAAGUCAAGUAUGUGGUGAUAAUGGACAUGGUGCCGUUUGAUAACCACAAGUACAAGUGGAAUAAGGAUUGUUGGGAAGUGAAUGGUUCAUCUGAUCCGCACCUGCCCAACCGCUUCUUCAUCCAUCCAGACUCUCCCGCCCCUGGACAGAAAUGGAUGCAGUAUCCAAUCUCCUUCCACAAACUCAAACUGACCAACAACACACUCAACUCCAACGGCCUGGUGGUUCUUCACUCAAUGCACAAAUACCAGCCCCGUCUACACAUAGUCCAGUCUCCAGACCCCUGUACUCCUCACAACCCUGGUGCAUACCUGCGCUUCACCUUUCCUGAAGCUGCUUUUAUAGCCGUCACAGCUUACCAGAAUCAGGAGAUCACAAAACUCAAGAUUGACAACAACCCUUUUGCCAAAGGCUUUCGUGACAAUGGACUGAACAGGAAAAGGUUUAGAGACAAAGGGACCCAAGAGAUGCAGGAUACAGAUAGACAGGUCAAGCUGGAUUUGACUGCAAACGAGUGUGGUAUAAUUUCCACAGCUGGAAUGUCCCAGAUGGUUGAGGAUGUGGACGUGAGCGUGUCCAGCUCUGUUGACUGCAGGGAUACCCAGAACUCUUCAUCUGUCAGCCUCAACCCUUUCAUAUCAGCCUUCACAAACCCCAGCAGUGCUGGAGGGGCAGCAGCCCACCAAACCCACACCCUUCUCAGCCUCAGUAACAGACAUUUCAGCAGUCCCAGAGAAUCCAACCUCAAUAGUGUCUGUGCGGCUCUGCCGGUGUCCCAGCUGUCCACGGGACACACCAGCUUCAGCAGACUGAACCCUCAGGAGACCCAUCACAACAGCAGACCCAAAAUCCAGCUCCAGCCUCCCCAUCCCUCACUCCAGUGUCAUGACCUGGAGCUGCGCCUCCCUCUGCCUCCCAAACUGAGUCGCGUGCAACUGUCUGAGAGUGCACUGAGGAACCUGGAGAUGAGCCCACUGUCCGACUGUGCCAAUCCAAGACCCCUCACCAACAUCCUCAACCGCUCCUGUUUCAGAGCCUCCACACCCUCAGGGAAGCUCCUCCCAAAUCCCCCUCAGCCCGAGCAGUUCCUCCGCGGGUCAGAACGAGAGAUUUAUCCAGCGGUUCAGGAAUACACUGAUCAGCAGUUCACGCUAAACAGCCAGACUGAACACAGACCACAUAUGAGGCCACUAACUGAGUACUGAUGUGACCAGCAGGCUACGAAAUGAUGCUUUUUUUUAAUUCAGAGGAUCAAAUUCUUUCAAUUGUGCAUCACGUGACUCAUUUGAACCAGAAGCUGGAACAUUGCAAGUUUGCAAACCAGACUGAAAUGAAACAUUCCCUAACUCAAGAAUGUAAAUAUUUAUUUCAGCAGCAAAAAGUAUGUUGUUGGCUAUUAAUGUCCAUAUUUUUGCUCAGUCUGUUACUCUGUGUCUUCUAAGUGGGAUAUAUUGCCCCCCUGAAGGGCACUUUGCAGGUGAUUAGUGUUGCACACUGCAUUCCAUUCGGAAGUGCUCAUCCAUAUAAUCCCUUUGAAUCGGUCACUCUGGAGGGAGGGUGAAGUGUUUUGGGGCAUAAGAAAGAGCCAGCAAUGGAAAGCAGUGACUGUCUAUUUUUCAAAAUUUGCAUGAACCGGAAGUUGCUGAGAUUUUCAGUAUGUUGAUGUACUUCCAACUCAAAUGGAAAAUAGAGUGAGGAAGGGGCUUUUGUGUGGGGGGCGUGGUUAAGAAUAUAAGGGUGUACUCACACUAUGCUAUCCAAACCUUGCCCAGGCCCGUUUCCCGGAUCGUUUGAGAAGUGUGAGUGCUCUGAAUCGGGCUCAGGCACGGUUCACUUGGCCGGCCCUGGCCCGGUUAGAAGAGGUGUGCCAGAGCGCAGUUCACAUGUGCUUUGGCGUGGUAAGCUUGUGUGUGAAUGCAAAACGCGCCUGAGCCCAAAACUGAAAGUGAGACAUGACUUUUAAGGGACUGUUUGAUAUGGAUUUAUUAAGUAUAGUAUUAUUAAGUAUAGUCAGCGGCUGUUGGCGGCGCCCAGCCAUGACUCAGGACGCAGUUCAUAUUUCAGCCGCGCCACAGAGCGCCAUUUGAUUAGUUUCAUGUUAAAUAUCAUGCGAAUGUGCACGUCUGGUGUGUGAUACUUUAAAUUGUCAUGUUCGUGCCGUGUCGGGCGCCGAGCCACGCUUCUGGUGUGCAACCUGCUUAAGUGUCAGACUGACAUCAACAGAGAAAGCCCGCAACUCAACCGCAAAAAUACCAAAACUAUUUUUUUCAGUAAAUGAACUUGCACUGAUCUAAUUGUUCACAUAAAAAUAAAGACUGUACAUUUUAAAGUCAACAAGAAACCAAAACGAAGUAUUGCUUUCUGUAAUCAGUGUUUGUUUUCAUUUUAAAUGGUUCCUUUGGGGUUUUUCUCUGUAAUCUUUAAUCAUACUGAAAUAAUAAUCCUUUUCUGUUAAUGUCACUUAUAGGCUGAGUGGGAUUAUUGGUUGGUUCCUCACUCUCACAGUGCUCAGGGUUUUGACAUUGUUGCCUUUUGUUAAAUGAAUCUGUGUUUUUGUGAGAUGUAGUAAACUAUUGUGUUGUAAAACCAUUUUUUAAGUGUG